AUGAACAUUAAGAUAGAAAAUGGAGAGUCAAGAGCAGCUGCUGAAGACAAGAAGCAACCCCUUCUGGAAAAUGCAUCAGUUCCCCCGAAAACGCCUGCACAAAAGGCCAUAAGAAGAACAUUCAAAGGAACAGGGCAUUUGGUCAGGCUUCUCCCCACGGGUUCUGUCCUUACAUUCCAAGUUGUUUCUCCCAUUUUAACUCAUCAAGGCAAAUGCCCCAAUCACACCAACAGAGUUGUAACUUUAGGCUUCUUGGCUAUUUGUGGACUUUCUUGUUUCAUUUUGCGAUUAACCGAUAGUUUCCGGGAUGAAAGAGGAAAAGUUAGACAUGGCCUAGCUACAUUCAGAGGCUUAUGGGUUCUUGAUACAUCAUUGAAUCUUUCACAAGAAGAGGCCGCUAGAUAUCGGCUAAAGUUCAUUGAUUUUUUUCAUGCCUUUGCGUCAAUUUUGGUUUUCGGAGCAGUUGCAUUGUUUGAUAAAAAUGUUAUAAAGUGUUUCUGUCCACAUCCAUCAGAUGAAACCAAACAGCUCUUGGUGACAGUGCCUAUUUGGAUUGGAGUGGCGUGCAGUGUACUGUUUAUUUUGUUCCCCUCCAAGCGCCAUGGAAUUGGCACUUCUCUCUCUCGUAAUUAG
Molecule: messenger RNA, 633 nt
Organism: Pistacia vera
Lineage: Eukaryota; Viridiplantae; Streptophyta; Magnoliopsida; Sapindales; Anacardiaceae
Product: protein DMP7
Exons: 1
Coding region: 1-633 (210 amino acids)
Biological process (GO): endomembrane system organization
Source: RefSeq, a predicted model, not a curated record